Molecule: messenger RNA, 4251 nt
Organism: Oncorhynchus masou masou (cherry salmon)
Lineage: Eukaryota; Metazoa; Chordata; Actinopteri; Salmoniformes; Salmonidae
Product: histone-lysine N-methyltransferase 2D-like
Exons: 5
Coding region: 390-2042 (550 amino acids)
Biological process (GO): regulation of G2/M transition of mitotic cell cycle; mitotic cell cycle; metaphase chromosome alignment
Cellular component (GO): spindle pole; nucleus; chromosome, centromeric region
Molecular function (GO): microtubule binding; dynein complex binding
Source: RefSeq, a predicted model, not a curated record
GAGGGAGGGAGACAGGACCUGGGGAUGAGGGGAGAGGGGGAGUAGAGUUGGACGGAGGGAGGGAGACGGGAGCUGGGGAUGAGGGGAGAGGGGGAGGAGAGUUGGACGGAGGGAGGGAGACGGGAGCUGGGGAUGAGUGGAGAGUGGGAGGAGAGUUGGACGGAGGGAGGGAGACAGGAGCUGGGGAUGAGGGGAGAGUGGGAGGAGAGUUGGACGGAGGGAGGGAGACAGGACCUGGGGAUGAGGGGAGAGGGGGAGGAGAGUUGGACGGAGGGAGGGAGACAGGACCUGGGGAUGAGGGGAGAGGGGGAGUAGAGUUGGACGGAGGGAGGGAGACGGGAGCUGGGGAUGAGGGGAGAGGGGCAGUAAAGUCUGAAGGAGUGAAGAAGAUGGAGGCAGGGGAUGAGGUGAGAGGGGCAGUAGAGUCUGAAGGAGUGAAGGAGAUGGAGGCAGGGGAUGAGACUCUACUAGACACUACUCCACUGGCUCCACUCCAGAUCACCUGCCUAGAGAAACAGGUGGUGAUGCUGCAGGCUGAACUGCAGUCUCUCUCUGAGGAGAACCAGAGGCAGGCUGAGGAGCUGACAGUGUGGAGGCUAAUGGCCCAGCCCCUCUGUCUAGACCCAGAGGACCUCACCUCUGCUACCCUCAGCCCUGGCCACAACACUGCUACCCUCAGCCCUGGCCACAACACUGCUACCCUCAGCCCUGGCCACAACACUGCUACCCUCAGCCCUGGCCACAACACUGCUCCCCUCAGCCCUGGCCACAACACUGCUCCCCUCAGCCCUGGACACAACACUACUACCCUCAGCCCUGGCCACAACACUGCUACCCUCAGCCCUGGCCACAACACUGCUACCCUCAGCCCUGGCCACAACACUGCUACCCUCAGCCCUGGACACAACACUACUACCCUCAGCCCUGGCCACAACACUGCUACCCUCAGCCCUGGCCAACACAGCAGUGUGAUGGUGAUCAGAGAGGAUGAGCUGCUUCUCUCCUGUACCUCCAGUAGACUGUAUGGGAGGACCCUGGCCUCAAGACUGCAUCACUGCAAUUCUCCUGAAGCAAAGAGUCUCCAAAACCCAUCCAGAAAGAACAAAUCUACACAUCCCCAAGAGAUGGAAAAACAGACCAAUGAACAUGGGGAAGAUGGUGAAGAAGCAGACAUCACCAAAGAUGUUUACCAAAUCUCAGAGCUCCAGACCAAGGCAACAGAGCACACUAACCAAGAUGAUUCAGAAAACAAGACCAAUCCAAAUACUCCCAGAGCAACAGAUGAGACCGAGGCCAAAGAAAUAGUCUCAAGGCACAAUCUAGACAUCAUAGAACUAGAUAACAAAGAGUUCCCCACUCUAUCUCUCGCUGAGGCUCAAUCCACUGAAGCACAGUCCUCUGAAAUCAACCAUUCCAGUCACCAUCUAGAGGUACCAAUCUCCACUGGUGUUGAGAAUAAAAGUCACUCCUCGGUCCGUAGAAAAGUCACCACUACAUCAGAGUGGCGAACUGAGAGAACGAUGGUGGAGACCAAUGUUCUGAGUUCAAAGGUCAUACCAGCAGGAUGGACAGGUCAAGAGAGAUUGAGAUCUGUAGAGGUGAGUAGUACCAGCUCUCAGACAGAGGAGGGGAGAGAGACAGGCGCCCUACCAGAAACACACCACGUAUACACACAGACUGAGAAGGAGGAAGAGGAGGAGAAUGAUGAAGAACCCACAGAAUCACCCCCUGUGUCACCAGUCCAGAUGUCUGAGGCCGAGGGGGACAGGAUGUUGUUUUCUGGGUCCUUCCCGAUCCCUGCCGACCCAGCCCGUCUUGCGGAGCGGAUCCGUCGUAACCGGACUCAGAUGUCUGCAGCGUACGAUGAUACGGAAUACGAACCCUACGGCCUGCCUGAGGUGGUCAUGAAAGGUUUUGCUGACAUUCCCAGUGGUCUAGGCUGUCCGUACAUUGUGAGGAGGGGGCUCCUGGGUACUGCUGCUAUGCCCCGCCCCCAGAGAGAUCCCGGCCAGAGGGAGGGGGGGCAGGAGGACCCUGAUUAACCCCCAACAGAGUGUUUGUACAGAUCCACUGGAAGACCGUCAGAGGAGGAGUUAAUUUCACUGGACCUGCUGUGUACUGACCCCCACCUCCUGCCCUGAUGUACUGACCCGAAUAAAACCUCUUUCAUCUCUUGUGUACUGAAACACCUGAAGCGGGACAACUGUCCCCUACUGACGUUUAAGACAAGACCUUUCAUUGAGUUAUACAGAGGCUCAUUGGUUUCUAUGCACCUACUACAGUACUGUUCUUUACAAAUCUACUGGUUCAGAUUUCCUUGUUGUGGUUCAAAUGAGAAAUGGUGCCUUGUUUUUAUUUAAUUUUUUAAGCUACUUUAGGCCAUGGUCCAUUGCCUGUUGUGAAAACUUGAAUUUUAAUUUGAAUAGUCUUAUUUAUAGACUGUUGAAUGUUUUAGUGUGUGUGUUCAUAUUGGUUUUUAUAAGCAGUGGGUGUACAUUUGAGGGAGCGUGUGUCGGUUUGUACAAAACUGUACAAGGAUGAGUACGUACUGCAUGUGUAGGAUGAUGUCUGGUCGUUAUGUUUUCUCAAUAUUAGGCUGUGCCUGUGUAUGACUCAACCUAACCUGAGCGUGUUUCCUCUCCUUCUAUGGUGAUCCACUGGGAGCGCUCCUUCUCUGCCCCUCCCUCGUCCCCUCUUUCUGUUCUUUCCCUAUUCAUUUCUCUAUUUCUUUACACUCAAACCUUUUUAAAAAUGGCACCCUCUGUGCUCUUGAAUUUACACAAGUGCUAAACACAUGAGUGAGGUAGUUUAUUUUUAUUUUUUUAGAUACACUAUUUAAAUUGUGCAGGUUUUAGUCUGCUUUUUUGGACUUUUUUUUUAGCUUUUCCUAGAUUUAAUAUAUUACAUUUUUGGGGGGAUAGAUUUUUCGUGCACGUUAGUGAUUGUGCCUUAGGUUUCUAGAUUUUCAGUUGCAUCAAUGAACUGCCCUGGUUUGAAACAAUAUUCACUUAAGAGAUUGUAUAUCAAACAAAUUUAUAGCAUCUUAAAUGCAAUCUUGGUACUGCCACCCUCAUUGGUGUGCUUUGAGGAAGUGUGUGCGCUUGUAUACAAAACAUUAAGAACUCUUUCCAUGACAGAUUGACCAGGUGACUACAGGUGAAAGCUAUGAUCCAUUAUUGAUGUCUCUUGUUAUAUCCACUUCAAUCAACGUAGAUGAAGGGGAGGAGACAGGUUGAAGAAGGAUUUCUAGUAGAGCAUGGCACUUGCAACGCCAGGUUUGUGGGUUCGAUUCCCACGUGGGACCAGUACAAACGAAAUAUAAAAAUGUAUACACUCACCGCUAUAUGUCGCUCUGGAUAAAAGCAUCUGCUAAAUGACUCAAAUGUAAACGUGUGUGUGUGUGUGCCAUUCAGAAGGUGAAUGGGCAAGAUAACAUAUUUAAGUGCCUUUGAACAGGGUAUGGUAAUAGGUGCCAGACUCACCGGUUUGUGUCAAGAACUGCAACACUGCUGGGUUUUUCACACUCAACAGUUUUUCCGUGUGUAUCAAGAAUGGUCCACCACCCAAAGGACAUCCAGACAACUUGACACAAUUGUGGGAAGCAACUGCCCCAAUGAAGUGAGGCUGUUCUGAGGUCAAAGGGGAGUGCAACUCAAUAUUAUGAAGGGUUCUUAAUGUUUUGUACACUGUGUUUUGUUAACGAAACCUUCCUCCAUUCCAAAUCCGCUCCGACCUUCUUUCAGAGCUGAGGUUUAUUACAGCGUUACUGCAUGGUACUAAGAUGAAUGUGAGUUGUUAUUGGUUUUGUUGUGGUCUAAAAAAUCUCUCAAAACACCUAUUUGUUUUUAACACACAACUAAAUAAGUUAACAGCCAUUGGAUCUGAUAGAAAUGACAGGUUUAAUACAUUGUGGAGUGAUUUUAACUUGAUAUACGUAGUUAGCUACACUUGCUUUCUGUCACUACCGACAUGAUGCAUGUAGCCACUAGCAACAACCAUGUCUUCUCUAGAUUCUAGAAGCCUGGCGUGUGUUCUAGAACACGUAUGGGCUGUUACAGUACCAUUCACUAGCCUUCUGAACACACCCCUAGCUGAGUUAUCUGUGGGAUCUCUGGGUGGUGGGACUAGUCCAAGGAGUCCAGCAGAACACACUGGAUUCUUUCCCCUGUAUGUGACACUUUUAUGUGAAUGUAUCGCUGUUGAUGCUUUGUGUCGCUGUUGAAGAAGAUAGAUUAAAAAGGUUGAUCUAAA